Colletotrichum paranaense is the source of this 1428-nucleotide messenger RNA. RefSeq lists its product as uncharacterized. Bases 1 to 1428 code for a protein of 475 amino acids. Gene Ontology annotation, molecular function: L-amino acid transmembrane transporter activity. The record is from RefSeq and is a predicted model, not a curated record. The transcript has 4 exons. Lineage: Eukaryota; Fungi; Ascomycota; Sordariomycetes; Glomerellales; Glomerellaceae. Gene Ontology annotation, biological process: amino acid transmembrane transport.
AUGACUACCCACGAAGUCGAUGCUGGCCACGCUUUACCUUCCGGGGCGAACGACGAUAAAAUCAGACCGCCUUCGGUCCACAACGAGAUAUCCUCACUCAAAGAACAGGCUUUGACGACGCACGAAGUCUUCAGGGAUACGGAAGAUGGCGUCCAGUUUCGCACAGUCACUUGGCAGAGUGCCACGAUUAUGUUCCUCAAGAUCCAGUUCGCCAUGAGCAUCUUGAGCGUCCCCGGAGCCUUCGCCACCCUUGGUGCCGUAGGCGGUGCGCUUUCUCUUGUUGGGUGGCACGUUCUCAAUACUUACACUGCAGUCAUCCUUGGCGAGUUCCGUAAUCGUCAUCCCGAAUGCCAUACUUUGGCUGACAUGUGCGGUCGCCUCUGGGGUCGCGUCGGAAAGGAACUUGUCGGGUUGCAGAUCCUCAUUGCCCAAGUCCUCAUUUCUGCAGCGGGUAUUGUCUCUAUCUCGACCGCAUUCAAUGCUCUCUCCAAUCACGGAGCAUGCACCGUCAUCUUCACCUUGGUUGGUGCGAUCCUCAUCACCAUGUUCUCCGCAGUGCGCACAUUCAGCCGCCUGGGUUGGCUCACCUGGUUCGGAUUCGCCACCUUCUUCAUCGCCGUCUUUAUCUUCGUUGUUGCUGUCACCCAACAAGAUCGACCUGCUGUCGCCCCUCCCGGUGACUUCGACCUCGGCUGGACGGCGAUUGCCCACCCAACGUUUGUUGCUGGUAUCACCGCCAGCGCAAACAUCUUUAUCAGCAACAGUGGCUCCUCCAUGUAUCUCCCAAUCAUCUCGGAGAUGCGUCGGCCGGAUCAGUACAGAAAGGCUGCUUUGGUGACCGGUGUUCUCGUUUUGGCGAUGUAUCUUUCAUUUUCACUGGUUAUUUACCGGUGGUGUGGUGUUUGGCUCGCGACUCCUGCUUUUGGAAGCGCUGGUCCUUUGUUCAAGAAGAUAUCGUAUGGUGUUGCGCUUCCUGGUCUGAUUAUCGGUGUCGGUAUUUACCAACAUGUGGCGGCAAAAUACCUCUUUGUGCGCAUCCUGAGAGAUUCGCAACAUCUACAGGCAAACACCGUCAUUCACUGGACAACCUGGAUUGGCAGCAACAUGACGCUCGGUAUCCUGGCUUUCAUCGUGGCAGAAGCCGUCCCCAUCCUCAACUAUCUUCUCGGACUCGCGGGCGCUCUUUGCUUUGCUCCCUUCAGUCUCAUCUUCCCAGCACUGUUGUGGAUGCAGGACUUUUCGUCGUACAGAAAGGGAGGUGCAUCAAAGAAAGCAAUGUACGGGUUUCACGUUUUCGUCGUCCUUGUGGGCCUGUUCAUGGUAGUCGCCGGAACAUACAGUGUAGCCGUGUCCAUCAAGGACGCGUAUGCAUCGGGGUUGAUUUCGAAAGUUUUCAACUGCGCCGACAACUCCGGCACAAUCUCCUGA